UGUCAGUGGAACUAUAACUAUAAAUAUUCAUGAGAUGACGGAUCAUCCGACGGCGCCCUCGAGGCCGCGUGAAAGCUUGUUCAUUUUCAUCGACUCUGUUAGACCCCAACAAUAACAACAACAACAACAACAACCGCUCCAAAAUGAGGUUCGCCGCCCUCCUUACUGGCUUCCUUGCCGCGGCGCAAGCCGAAAAGAACUACUUCUUCCGCUACUCUGGCGGCAACGACAUUAUCGACCACCAGCGCCUGCGCAGCAACAUUUCGAUUCAGCACACCUCCCCGGGUGUGACCCUGCCGCCGUACAAUCCAAAGGACCACUUUAUGCGCCUCUAUCCCAACGCGACGGCCCACCCGCCGGCCGUUGCGCUGGUGAUAGUGCCCACCAACCCACACCCGCCGCCGGUGCCGGGCUACUACGGGCUGAGCGACCGCGAGGGCGUGCCGGACGCGUACCGGCUCGUCUAUUCGUACCGCCUGGACGAGGAGGGUCCCGGGUUCAAGUACGCCGGGUGGCGGCUGCGGCCGGCCGGCCCCGGCAGCGAGCCGGGCACACUGCGGCUGCGGUAUCCCAUCGGCGAGGGGCGUGCCGCGGCGGGCGAGGAGGAGGAGGAGGAGGAGGAAGAGGAGGGAAAGGGCGGGCACGGCAAGUGGAGGUGGAUCGCGGUCAAGGAGAAGGAUGGCGAUGGCGACUAUGACAAGUGGGUGCCCUGGUACGUCAAGCGGUGUGCCGCAAACGGUGCCGUGUUGGCUACCUGGGACUACGUAAAUGUCGAUCUGGAACUGGUAGAGGCCAAGGGCGCUGUCAACUCGAGCGCGCCUGGCGGCGUGAACGAGUAAAGGGGGGGGGAGGGAAUAAUCGGGUUCAGGUUGGCUUUGUCUCUCGUUUCGGGUGACUAAUGAGUUGGAACUGCAAGACGUAGCAACGCCGGAAAAGAAAAAAAAAUGCUUUCUUCUUGUCG
This is a messenger RNA of Thermothelomyces thermophilus ATCC 42464, 961 nucleotides long. RefSeq lists its product as uncharacterized. Lineage: Eukaryota; Fungi; Ascomycota; Sordariomycetes; Sordariales; Chaetomiaceae. The coding region runs from base 144 to 839 and encodes 231 amino acids. The record is from RefSeq and is a predicted model, not a curated record. The transcript has 3 exons.